Messenger RNA from Canis lupus familiaris (dog), 953 nucleotides. Its product is annotated as developmental pluripotency-associated protein 4-like. Lineage: Eukaryota; Metazoa; Chordata; Mammalia; Carnivora; Canidae. Gene Ontology annotation, biological process: system development. Bases 45 to 953 code for a protein of 302 amino acids. The transcript has a single exon. Gene Ontology annotation, molecular function: chromatin binding. Gene Ontology annotation, cellular component: nucleus. The record is from RefSeq and is a predicted model, not a curated record.
UUUCAGGAGUAAGACUUUUUGUCAACCUUGACUUCUCUUUGGAUAUGGAGAAAGCAAAAGGCAAAAAGGGCUCCACGAAGUCGGGGGAAGACUACCUGGCUGGCCAAUCCCAACCUGUGUCGGAAGAAGCCAAAGAGAAACAGCAGGCGUACGGUGAACCAAAGUUACCAGGAACCUCAGCAAGUGGGACCAAACGGAAGAGAUCUAUGAAAGAAGGCAAAGCUUCCUGUUCAGAAAAGACGGCACAAGAGAGUACAAGAGUAAGAAUUCGGAAGAAAAUCCCAGUUCCUCCAUUACCUUCGAAACUGCCACCAGCCAACUUGCUUCACCGAGACAUCCUGCGGGCCUGGUGCCAAGAACUCAAGCUGAGCACCAAAGGCCAGAAAUUAGAUGUAUAUAAGCGAAGCUGCGAAUAUGCUUACCCAGAUCAAAAGACGAACAUUCCUGUCACCGCAGAGGAGGCCAAGAUUCUCACCCAGACACAAAGAAGGUUGAUGAUGGACAAGGGGGAAAUGUCUCUGCAAAGUCCUGGAACAAAGAUACCUUCUGAUGGAACCUACCCUCCUGAAGUGGCUGCCCCCGCUGAGGGGUCUGAUGCUCUCCUGGAGGAGGUCAAUACUGUUGUUGUGACCACUUCGGCCCCAGAUUCCGUGUUUGCCUCCUGGUCCAGAAUUGCAGCCAGGGCUGGGAAGAUGGAGACAGUGGCAUCGCCACAGGAGGCCCACGGUGCCAAGUGGUGUGUGGUCCAUGGGAGAAGUAUGCCUGCAGACACAGAAGGUUGGGUUCACCUGCAAUUUCAUGCAGGACAAGCCUGGGUGCCUGAAAAGCGGGGGAGAGUAUGCGCCCUCUUCUUGCUCCCCGCUUGUAACUUUCCACCCCCACAGCUGGAGGACAACAUGCUGUGCCCCAAAUGUGUUCGCAGGAAUAAGGUGUUAAUGAAAAGCCUCCAAUGA